UUCAAAAUCGGCAUCGCGCUAGUGGUGGUUGUUGUGCCCGCGCGUUCUCUAAGCAAUUCCUUUCCUGGAAAUUUAAGGGUGGUCGUUAUUUCUAUUCGUUCCGCACGACACGAAAAUAAAGUUAACCAAAAGUAUUAAAAGUGUAGCAGUUUGAAUAAGUGUCAAUCUAUUAAAAGCAAUAAAUUUUUCCGAAAGUUAACAUCGAAAAAAGCAAUUCGAGGAAGCAAAAAUGUUUUCACGACCAAGUCUGUGUGGAACUUUUGGGAAAUUGUGCCGCUGCGGCACUUCCACAACUGCAGCAGCAGCAGCAGCAGGAACAACCACAUCGCCGGCUGUCUCGGCUCUGGCAUUGUGCGAGGCCCGUCGGUAUCAUGAGGUGGUGGGCGACAUCAUCUGCCCAUCGCAGGUGCGAGGCAUCGAUCACAUCCGUGAUCCGCGUCUGAACAAGGGUCUGGCGUUUACUCUGGAAGAACGCCAAGUUCUGGGCAUCCAUGGCCUGCAGCCGGCGCGCUUCAAGACGCAGGAAGAGCAGCUACAGCUGUGCAAAAUCGCCGUGAAUCGCUACACAGAGCCGCUCAACAAGUAUCUGUAUCUCAGCGAUCUGCACGAUCGUAACGAGCGGCUCUUCUUCCGCUUCCUUUCCGAGAACAUUGAGGAUCUAAUGCCAAUUGUGUAUACGCCCACCGUGGGCCUGGCCUGCCAGCGCUUCGGACUGAUCUAUAGGCGUCCCCACGGCCUGUUUGUCACCUUCAAUGAUCGCGGGCACAUCUUCGAUGUGAUGAAGAACUGGCCGGAGCCAAACGUGCGUGCCAUUUGCGUGACCGAUGGCGAGCGCAUCCUUGGCCUGGGAGAUCUUGGUGCCUGCGGCAUGGGCAUUCCCGUGGGCAAGCUGGCCUUAUACACGGCCCUCGCUGGCAUCAAGCCGCACCAGUGCCUCCCCAUUGUGGUUGAUGUGGGCACCAACAACAUCGACUUGCUGGAGGAUCCCCUGUAUGUGGGUCUGCGCCAGAAGCGUGUGGUCGGACGCGAGUACGACGACUUCAUCGAUGAGUUCAUGGAGGCGGUGGUGAAGCGCUACGGGCAGAACACCCUCAUCCAGUUCGAGGACUUUGGCAAUCACAAUGCAUUUAGGUUCCUGGACAAAUACCGCAACAACUACUGCACCUUCAACGACGAUAUCCAGGGCACAGCCGCCGUGGCUGUGGCUGGAUUGUAUGCCUCCAAGCGCAUCACCGGCAAGUCCUUCAAGGACUACACCUUCCUGUUUGCCGGCGCCGGUGAGGCUGCCAUCGGUAUUGCCGAUCUAGUCGUCAAGGCCAUGGUGGCCGAGGGCGUGCCCAUCGAAGAGGCUUACCAUAAGAUCUACAUGGUAGAUAUUGACGGUCUGCUGACCACCACCCGCAAAGUGGGCAACCUGGAGGGUCAUAAAGUGAACUAUGCCAAGGACAUUGAACCCAUGGCGGAUCUCGAGCAGAUAGUAUCGGCCAUUAAGCCAAAUGUGCUCGUUGGCGCAUCGGCCUGUCCCGGCCUGUUUACGCCCAAGAUCCUACGCACCAUGGCGGACCACAACGAUAGGCCCGUGAUAUUCGCCCUCUCCAAUCCCACCAGCAAGGCGGAAUGCACCGCCGACGAGGCAUACCAUAACACGGAUGCUCGCGUGAUCUUCUCGUCGGGCUCGCCCUUCCCACCGGUCAAAGUGGGCGAUAAGACGUACUAUCCGGGCCAGGGCAACAAUGCUUAUAUAUUCCCGGGCGUCGGUCUGGGCGUUAUCUGCACGGGCACGCAUCACAUACCCGAUGACAUGUUCCUGAUUGCCGCCCAGGAGUUGGCCAACUUUACGGAGUCCAGCGACAUUGAGCGCGGCUCCCUGUACCCGCCGCUGGAGAACAUCCGUGAUGUGUCCAUGAACAUUGCCAUUGGUGUGACCAAGUGUGCCUACGACAAGGGUCUGGCAUCCACCUAUCCGGAGCCGCAGGACAAGCGCAAGUGGCUGGAGGAUCAGCUGUAUAAUUUCAACUAUGAGUGCUCGAUGCCCGUGACCUGGACCUGGCCGCGCAUGCCCUACAUUAAGACUCGCGAAGAAAGCCCGCUCAUUGCCGCCAUCAAAUAAGCAAGCGUUCAAGUUCAAGCGUGUUGGCACUACCUACUCUAUGUUUUUGCAUCUCCUAAUCCACUUCUACUACUACUACUCGUACUUCCAAGCGUUCGUUCACCAUCCAGCACCAAAUCAAACCAAACCAAACCCAACCAAUCAAGCAAUCAACCAAUCUACUAACCAAAAGCUACUACAUCUAGAACACACAAAAAAUUUCAACUGCUAUUCUAUAUAUAUGUUCUGCGAUUGAUUCGUUUGCCUCCGUUUGCCAACCAACCAGCCACCGUUAUGGUUCUACGGUUCUAUCACUACGGCUGCUCCCCAUUUGGUGACCCCCGCCCGACGAGAGCACUCUUUGUUAAUAAUAUCGCACCUGCUAAAACGAAAGAAAGCGUUGAGUCAUAUUACAAGUAGAAAUUCGAGCGACGGUCGCAACGGAAUAAUCGUUAUAUGUGUUUUUCAAUGUUUCUUAUAUAUAAUAGUAUUAUAUAUGUAUGUUAUGAUAUAGUUUUUAGUUUUGUAUAAAUUACAAUGUUUAUUGUUUUGUGAUCGAUAACAAUGACUGCGACGAUGACGAUGACUAUUACGUUGACGGUGACUCUGAAAAAUGCAGUAUUCCUAUUCUAUUAAUUCUACUACUAAAUGUAUUUGCUAUGUGCUAUGCUUUUGAUUUGCUAAUCCUAACCGCAAUACUCUUUCUCUCUCUCUCGGCUUUCGCUUGCCCUUUGAAUGUCCCGCUCUCCCUCUCUCUCUUGCUGAUCUGUUACUAACUCUGAAGGCGGCAUCAAGCGAACAGCUACUUAUAUAUAUAUAUCAAAUAUUUAUAUCAAAACCACUGCUUACUCAUAACAAUCUCACCCACAACUAAUAACUGAGAGAUUCGACAAUUGUUUGAUUGAUCUAUUGCUAUGUUUCCCUUUCGUUGCCAUACAGAAAGCGAAGAGAUUCUAUAAAUUAUACAACCAAACCCCCAAGCAAGCAAUGAACCAACCAACCCACUACCAACACGACCGCCUAGAACAAUUGGCCAAACAGACAGCAAGCUAAACAGCUCCGAGAACUGGUGAGAGCACAAGCCCCCUAAAAAGACCCCAAAAAGUAAAGCAACUAAUUUGCAGCUGUUAAUAUCCGUUUAGAACACCCAACUAAGAUAUAGAGACUAUGAUUCGUGUUUUGUUUAGUUGUCCCACGUGUAUCCUGUGUGGGAUAUCCGUGCGGGCAUACAUAUAUCGAUUAUGUUUGUUGUUGAGCCAUGUCUGAUAUUUAUUAACGCAGUUAAGCAGCUUUUGUUAUAAUUUAUUGUUACACAAGGUCAGCCUAAAUGUACUACUACUCGUACUAUCAAUGAUAUAAUAUAGAGAAACCCCCAUCCCCCAAUCGAUCGGACCGAUUCAGCCACUGUACAAUUGACUAGAUUUGAUGAUGUGCUAUAAACAAUAAAAAUUAAACAACAGAAAUCAA
Messenger RNA from Drosophila miranda, 3556 nucleotides. RefSeq names its product NADP-dependent malic enzyme (gene Men-b). The coding region runs from base 230 to 2110 and encodes 626 amino acids. Lineage: Eukaryota; Metazoa; Arthropoda; Insecta; Diptera; Drosophilidae. Gene Ontology annotation, molecular function: malate dehydrogenase (decarboxylating) (NADP+) activity; malate dehydrogenase (decarboxylating) (NAD+) activity; NAD binding. The record is from RefSeq and is a predicted model, not a curated record. Gene Ontology annotation, biological process: malate metabolic process; pyruvate metabolic process. The transcript is spliced from 7 exons. Gene Ontology annotation, cellular component: mitochondrion.